This is a messenger RNA of Microtus oregoni (creeping vole), 2065 nucleotides long. Its product is annotated as glypican-4-like. Bases 227 to 1897 code for a protein of 556 amino acids. NCBI's taxonomy places the organism in Eukaryota, Metazoa, Chordata, Mammalia, Rodentia, Cricetidae. The transcript is spliced from 9 exons. Gene Ontology annotation, cellular component: cell surface; extracellular region; synapse. Gene Ontology annotation, biological process: regulation of signal transduction; regulation of protein localization to membrane; cell migration. The record is from RefSeq and is a predicted model, not a curated record.
CGCCUGGCACCGGGGACCGUUGCCUGACGCGAGGCCCAGCUCCACUUUUCGCCCGCGUCUCCUCCUUUUGCCCUCCUCCUCCUUUGCUACCAACUGCAACUCCUCGGUCCUCGCUCAACUCGUGAGUCCUUGACUCCGUGCUUCUCCGCCCGCUCCGCAGCCCCGCUUCCCAUCCCGUCUUAUUCUGUUCCCCAAAGGUGGGAGCGCAUCUGCCCGGGUCCGCACCAUGGCACGGUUUGGCUUGCUCGCGCUUCUCUGCACCCUGGCCGCGCUCACUGUCUCGCUGCUGGCUGCGGAGCUCAAGUCGAAAAGUUGCUCGGAAGUGCGACGUCUUUACGUGUCCAAAGGCUUCAACAAGAACGAUGCCCCCCUCUAUGAGAUCAACGGCGACCAUUUGAAGAUCUGUCCCCAUGGCUACACCUGCUGUUCUCAAGAGAUGGAAGAGAAGUACGGCCUGCAAAGUAAAGAUGAUUUCCAGAGCGUGCUCAGUGAACAGUGCAACCAUUUGCAGGCCAUCUUCGCGUCCCGCUACAAGAAGUUUGAUGAAUUCUUCAAAGAACUACUUGAAAAUGCAGAGAAAUCCCUGAAUGAUAUGUUUGUGAAGACAUAUGGCCACUUAUACAUGCAAAAUUCAGAACUAUUUAAAGAUCUCUUCGUAGAGUUGAAGCGCUACUAUGUGGCGGGAAACGUGAACCUGGGAGACAUGCUCAAUGACUUCUGGGCUCGCCUUCUGGAGCGCAUGUUUCGCCUGGUGAACUCUCAGUACCAUUUUACAGAUGAGUACCUGGAAUGCGUGAGCAAAUACACAGAGCAGCUGAAACCCUUUGGAGAUGUCCCUCGGAAACUGAAGCUCCAGGUUACACGCGCCUUUGUUGCAGCCCGGACUUUUGCUCAAGGCUUAGCAGUUGCAAGGGAUGUAGUGAGCAAAGUCUCUGUGGUGAACCCCACAGCCCAGUGCACGGAAGCGCUGCUGAAGAUGAUCUACUGUUCCCACUGCCAGGGCCUGGUGUCUGUGAAGCCCUGUUACAACUACUGCUCUAACAUCAUGAGAGGCUGUUUGGCCAACCAAGGAGACCUCAAUUUUGAGUGGAACAAUUUCAUAGACGCUAUGCUGAUGGUGGCAGAGAGGCUGGAGGGCCCCUUCAACAUUGAGUCGGUUAUGGAUCCUAUCGAUGUGAAGAUUUCGGAUGCUAUCAUGAACAUGCAGGAUAACAGCGUCCAAGUGUCUCAGAAAGUUUUCCAAGGCUGUGGGUCUCCGAAGUCUCUCCCGGCUGGCCGAAUUUCUCGGUCCAUCUCUGAAAGUGCCUUCAGCGCUCGAUUCAGGCCUUAUCAUCCAGAACAACGUCCAACCACAGCCGCUGGCACUAGUUUGGACCGACUGGUUACUGAUGUCAAGGAAAAACUGAAACAGGCUAAGAAGUUCUGGUCCUCUCUCCCAACCACUGUUUGCAAUGACGAGAGGAUGGCGGCAGGGAAUGGCAAUGAGGAUGACUGCUGGAAUGGCAAGGGCAAAAGCAGGUACCUGUUUGCAGUGACCGGAAAUGGAUUGGCCAACCAGGGCAACAACCCUGAAGUCCAGGUCGACACCACCAAACAAGACAUGCUGAUCCUUCGUCAAAUCAUGGCCCUUCGGGUUAUGACCAAUAAGAUGAAGAAUGCUUACAACGGCAAUGACGUGGACUUCUUUGAUAUCAGUGAUGAAAGUAGUGGAGAAGGAAGCGGAAGUGGCUGCGAAUAUCAGCAGUGUCCUUCCGAGUUUGAGUACAAUGCCACUGACCAUUCUGGGAAGAGUGCCAAUGAGAAGGCCGACAGUGCCAGCGCCCAUGCUGAGGCAAAGCCCUACCUCCUCACUAUCCUCUGCCUCUUGUUCUUCGCUGUGCAGAGAGAGUGGAGAUAAUUGUCAAACCCUGAGUAAAAGUGUUCAUCAUCAGAGAGUUCAAAGGCACCAGUUCUCACUUUUUUUUUUUUUUACCAUCCUAGUGACUUUGCUUUUUAAAUGAAUGGACAGACAGCAACUGUACAGUUUUUACGAUGUGGCCACUGGUUUGAGCAGUGUUGACUUUGU